Messenger RNA from Juglans microcarpa x Juglans regia, 2020 nucleotides. RefSeq names its product pentatricopeptide repeat-containing protein At1g01970. The transcript has 2 exons. The record is from RefSeq and is a predicted model, not a curated record. Gene Ontology annotation, molecular function: protein binding. NCBI's taxonomy places the organism in Eukaryota, Viridiplantae, Streptophyta, Magnoliopsida, Fagales, Juglandaceae. Bases 573 to 1823 code for a protein of 416 amino acids.
UUUUCUUACAAUUUUAUAAUAUUCGAUAAAUAAAUGGAAACCAACGCUCGGUGCGCGGUGUGCUCUCUCUCUCGCCCAAAAUCCCAUAUGCAUUACUUUCUUCUUCCUACCACUGCCAAACAACAUAAACCGCAGGUUUGUCUCCUCGUAUCCCCCACUUCUCUUGCUGAGGCAGUGAAUCCUCCAGUUGGUCAUCCGGGUAAGAUUCAAUUUCCCAAAGGGUUUUACCAUAUAAAUCUUGAACAUUUUCCUGCUUUUCCUGGAUAAGAGAAUUGUUUUGUAAUCCUCUCCGAUUUCUUCGCUAUCCUUAUCCAUUUAGUUAGUUAUACAGAUUCCUUCUUGUUAUUUACGUUUGAACCUGAGAUCAGAGAUACGAAUUAUUAUCGGUCUCUUCGAAUCCAUUGAUACCCUUUUUUUCCUUGAACCGCAGAUACGCUUAUGUAUCGUCUUCAAUAAUCUUUUGUUAUAGUUUUGUUUCGAGUUCCAAAUUGAGGGAUUUCCCAAUUCAUUGUUCAAAACAUUAAAGUUCAUUCAUGUUAUGAUAUAUGUUUUCUGCGUUUUGAUAUCUCAGUAUGCUCAUGGGCACCUAUGCUUGUAACAUGCUCAUUUAUCCCCACUCGACUUAUCCAUUAACGAAUGAUUGUAGGAAAACUAUUUACUCUCCAUUGGUAAACUUUAUUUUAAAAACUCCCAGAAAUAUUGGCUUUGGUAAACUCCGUUGUCGAUUGAUUGCUCCGGAUGUGGAACAGAUAGAAAAAACAGUAAUUGAUCAAAUAGAGAAACCAAGGUUUAAGUGGGUAGAGAUAGGACGUAACAUCCCAGAAGCCCAAAAAAAGGCCAUAGCUGAACUCCCUCCUAAGAUGACCAAACGAUGUAAGGCCCUGAUGAGGCAGAUUAUCUGCUUCACUCCUCAGAAAGGAAGUUUUUCUGAUUUGUUGGCGGCUUGGGUGAGGAUUAUGAAGCCUCGGAGAGCUGACUGGCUUACGGUUCUUAAAGAAUUGAGAACAAUGGAUCAUCCACUUUAUCUAAAGGUUGCAGAACUUGCCCUCCUAGAAGAAUCGUUUGAAGCCAAUAUUCGUGACUAUACUAAAAUAAUUCAUGCUUAUGGGAAGCAAAACCAACUUCAAGAUGCUGAAAGGACCCUGUCAGCCAUGAAGAGUAAAGGCUUUACCUGUGACCAGGUAACUCUUACAACCAUGAUUCACAUGUACAGCAAAGCUGGCAAUCUUGUGCUAGCUGAAGACACUUUUGAACAACUAAAGCUGCUAGGACAACCUUUGGAUAAGAGAUCGUAUGGCUCAAUGAUCAUGGCCUACAUCCGAGCCGGAAUGCCCAAGCAGGGAGAGAUUUUACUUACCGAAAUGGAUGCCCAAGAAGUAUAUGCAGGAAGUGAGGUUUACAAGGCACUGUUGAGAGCAUACUCCAUGAUUGGUGAUUCUGAAGGAGCUCAAAGAGUGUUUGAUGCAAUUCAGUGCGCUGGUCUACCCCCUGAUGUUAAGCUGUGCGGGCUCCUUAUAACUGCUUAUGGAAUGGCAGGUCAAAGUCAAAAGGCACGCUUUGCAUUUGAAAAUAUGAGGAGGGCUGGUAUUGAACCAAGUGAUAAAUGUAUAGCGUUGCUGUUGGCUGCAUUUGAAAAGGAAAAUAGGCUUAAUAAAGCAUUGGAGUUUCUGGUAAGUUUAGAGAGAGAUGGCAUAAUGCUUGGUAAAGAAGCUUCAGAAAUACUAGCUAGAUGGUUCCGGAGACUAGGGGUAGUAGAAGAAGUGGGGCUUGUUUUGCGAGAAUAUGCAGUAGGUCAAGCCAAUUUCAAAGUUCCCUCUUCCUAGAUUACAAUCUUUUGGUCUAGUGUAUAUGUGCUCCUUUCAGUUUCCAAGAAUGUUGAAGUGGUAAGAAUAUUAUUCAGCUUUUAUUUCCUUCCAUCCUCUACUUAUAAAAAAAAGUUCCUUCCACCAUCAUUGUAGCUGGAGUGUCCUUGGAGGAAUAUAAAGGAGGCUAUAAGUUAUAACCUCUACCUUCCCUCUUA